This is a messenger RNA of Betta splendens (Siamese fighting fish), 2925 nucleotides long. Its product is annotated as PRELI domain-containing protein 1, mitochondrial-like. Gene Ontology annotation, biological process: phospholipid transport. Gene Ontology annotation, cellular component: mitochondrial intermembrane space. The record is from RefSeq and is a predicted model, not a curated record. NCBI's taxonomy places the organism in Eukaryota, Metazoa, Chordata, Actinopteri, Anabantiformes, Osphronemidae. The transcript has 6 exons. Gene Ontology annotation, molecular function: phosphatidic acid transfer activity. Bases 275 to 1024 code for a protein of 249 amino acids.
UACUUUACUUUGAAAUGUUGUCCGGAAGUAUUAAUCUAAUACUGUCUCAGCACUCUUGUCUCGUGCCUCUCACAUUUAGCAUUAAGGAUGCUAGCUAACGGUAGCUAAUUUAUUGGUCAGGGCGCAAGAAACAGGCCCUCUCAUUAGCGGCGACUUCAGGACUGCAUAAGAUUUUGGAUGGAGUCAGCGUCCAAGUUUUCACUGUCUGGUGUAGGCACAGCAAGGCACCUCAGGGUUUGGGCUUUAAGCCAUCCAGCUUAUCGACAGGAGAAGGAUGGUCAAGUACUUCUGCAAUAACACUGACAUCAGGAGUGCAUGGGACCAUGUUGUCUCUGCUUUUUGGCAGAGGUACCCUAACCCAUUCAGCACCCAUGUUCUCACGGAGGAUGUUGUGUAUCGGGAGGUAACUGUGGACCACCGGCUUCUCACCCGGCGCCUCCUGAAAAAGACAAACCGACUCCCUCGAUGGGCAGAGCGGUUCUUCCCUGCUGGCAUGUCUCGAUCUGUGUAUAUCGUCGAGGACUCCAUCGUGGAUCCUGUCAACAGGAGCCUGACCACCUAUACCUGGAACCUCAACCACACAACUCUAAUGUCAGUUGAAGAACGUUGUAUUUUCCAAGACUCAGUGGAGCAGCCUGCCACCACACAGCUGAAACGGGAAGCAUGGAUAUCCUCGGGUGUCUAUGGCUUUUCCAGACCUAUUCAGGAGUUUGGAUUGGCCCGCUUUAAGAGCAACCAGGUGAAGUCCAUGAAAGGACUGGAAUAUGCGCUGUCGAACCUACAGGGUAUGUGCACUUCAGCAGCAGAAAUGGAGGAAAAGUGCAAGGAAAAGAAAAGAGGGAAACAAAACAGGAGAGGCGCCCCAGCGGCUGCUCAGGGACACGGUGAAGGAUGCGUCAGAGAAGGCCAGAGAGGCAGCCAAGAGCCUGGCUUCAGCUGCUACUGUGCCCAAGAAGCCCCAGCAGUACGUCUGACCGGACCACACGUGAAGUACUGUACAGGUGACAUCAACUCGACACAGUGACUUUGGAUCAUUUAGAAUCACUAGAUUCGUGAUAUGCCGGCAUGUCACCAAUCACCACGCAGCUGUCAGCUCAGCCCUGUCCUCUACACUUUGACUUUGACUUUUUCAUUUCAGCAUUCAGCUCGGUGUCCUGUCCCGCUGUCAUUUGUCUUUCAUGCUGAAAUCUCAUCUUUAUGAAUCUGUGGGGAAUAGCAGUAAUCUGAUGCUGUAACUAUACCAGAUGAAAAGCAUCUAGUGUUAGAAGGCUGUAAUGUAUAGCUCAAAAUUAUUGGGUCAAUUAAAAAAAAAUGAAAUUUGAACAGAUUUUAUAAUGUGAAACUGCACAGAAUUACUGUUUUAAAUUAUUGAGGAAUCCGGGAAGCGUUUUAUUUUUUAUUUUUUGCAAUAUUUAUAUGGACAGUGUUGGUCACUAACUCAAAUACAACUUAAAAUAUUCAGUGAAUGUUGGAAAAAUGUGAACUCAAAGGUUAAUUAUAUCCAAAGAAGCUGAGUCAUAUAACUUGACUAAUAACUGACAAUGUUGGCUGUUUACAAGAAGCACCUGCUGCUGAUCUAUGCCUUGGAAAAUGUUUUUGAAGUGAUAAAACAGUUUAAUGUUGGAUUUAGUUGAUCCAUCUUUACAUAUGGACGAAUCAGUAACAGCUUUCCCCUGAUGAAGAUAUUUCUGUAGGCACAGGCCAGAGCGAUGUGAGGUGCAAAACAAUCCAUAUUAGCAACUUGCGUUUAAAGGAAAACGUAAAGCAGCUCUUCUUGCUGCUCAAAUGUCCUUAUGAUUUAUUUUUUCUCAUUCGUCAUAAAUAGCUUGAAACUACACAGUUCUAGAGUCAACGCAAUAUAUUCAGUCAUUGCACCUAAAUAAAAGUGUUAGUGUAAACACUAUUGAAUUAUAACUGCUAGCACCAAAAUGACUUGCAUUAAAAAGGACAAUGAGCAGUUUCCCACUAUUUAAUGUUAAUGCCUGUUAACUGUAUAAAGGCUUAAUUAGUAACUAUGUGAUUGCAUUCCAUUUAAGGUGGAAUUGACUGAUUUUCUGUUGCGAAACUUGAAUUGUAGCAAACCUAAUUCAUGUGAUUUUCUGUGUUUUGAACAAUUGUUUUUAGCAUCUAUCAUUUUUAAUAUUACUUCAUGACUAUUUAAAGGCGAAAACGCAAACCUCAGGACUUUCAGGCGAUGUUUUUGGAUGUUCUGCAACACAUCCAAGCCCGUUUUCAGUCCAUGUUUGUCUUUGUCACGUUGCGCCUACAUAAAAUGCGAUAUGACUGAUUCAAUCUUGUCUCUGUUGAUUUUUUUUUAGUUUUAACAUUUCUGUUGCAGAAAGUGAACUCUGAUCUUUAAAAAACGAGUUACUUUUUCAGUUUCACAAGUGCAUAAACCAAACAGGAAACCCUUGUAACAUUUGAACAUGUCUACAUAUACCUGCUGCUUUGUUCAGUAGAUGCCCAUCUCACUGCUCCGUGUUUUCUCUCAGUACAGUAGGCAAUAAAGAGGCAUAAGCAGGGUUAUUUAUAAAAUAUUUUAUAAUAUAAUUAAUAUUACAAUGAGAUAAUACACAAUACCUUCAAGUGUGUGCCAAAAUGUAGCCAGCACCAGGUACUCGUGUACACAUGUACGCACAAAACAAAAAAGGAUCUCGUAUAACAUCUUCCGAAUGCAAAUUACAUACUUGCUAAAAAGGAACAUAUUCACAGGUCUCUGGCACAGAACACUCCUUACUCUGCUCAGUAUGUUAACCUAAACUAAGUCCCCGUCAUCCUCUACUACAUCCGCUACCACAUCCCAGCCAGCACAGCGUCUGGGUCCUUGGGUUUAAAACUCUGCCGUAAAACAAGAUGCAUGUUACGAACACGGGCUUAGAGCAUUGCCUGAUGCACAAUAGUAGAAAAUGAAGACAAAAAAAUAAA